Molecule: messenger RNA, 1830 nt
Organism: Erigeron canadensis
Lineage: Eukaryota; Viridiplantae; Streptophyta; Magnoliopsida; Asterales; Asteraceae
Exons: 5
Coding region: 1-1830 (609 amino acids)
Source: RefSeq, a predicted model, not a curated record
AUGCAAGUGGAAUAUGAAUGGAAACCUCCAAGAUGUGCCCAGUGUCGGGUAUUUGGUCAUCAUUUACAGGAAUGUAGUAAAAAUGUUCGUAAUAUGAAACAAAAAGCGAAGGUGGAUGAUGACCGUUUUACUGAGGUGCAACCUAUUGGUAUUGCUAAAGUUUCGGUGCCUAAUCAAGAUAAGGGAAAGGAUAAUGGUCUUGUUGAGAGUGCCAAGAAGAAGACAUGUUUUCCUAUUAUGAGUUUUAGCAAUCCUUUUGCUAUUUUAGGUGAUGAUUUGGUUGAGAAUGAGGGUGGGACCUCUAGUUUGGUUCCAGGUCGAGAUAUGGAUGGAAUGGAUCCCAUUCAGAAGUUUAAUAACACUUUUGAUGUGUCUGAUUCAGAGGACGAGGUUGAAAACAUUUAUGAUGAACACACUUAUAUUAAGGAGAAGGGUAGUGGUACAAGCACUCCUGCUGAUUCGAUUUCAAAUAGUAGUUUGUGUGAUAAAGGUGCUAGAAUUAUAUUGGGUUGGAAUCUAGAUGUUGUAAAUGUCAUGGUUUUGGCUCAAUCUGAUCAGGUUAUUCAUCCUCAGGUCAUUUGUAAGGCUACUAAAAAGGUGGUUAUUUGUUCUUUUGUCUACGCUCAUAAUUCCUACAUUCUUAUACGCUCACUUUGGGCUGAUUUGUUGAAACAUAAGUCCUUUGUUCGUAGCUGUCCGUGGGUGUUGCUUGGUGAUUUUAAUGUUGCGUUGAAUCUAGAAGAUAAAGUAGCUAUACGUGAUUUUAAGGAUUGUGUGGUCAAUCUUGGUGUUAGUGAUGUCAAAAUGCUUGGUUUGUGUUACACUUGGAAUCAAAAGCCUCGGGGUGGAGUUGGUCAAUUUAAAAAGAUUGAUAGAAUUAUGUCGAAUUUGGAAUUCUGUGAUACUUUUGUGGGAUCGACUGCUAUUUUUCAGCCAUACAGAAUUUCAGACCAUGCACCUGCAGUGCUUCGUAUUGCUAUGAAUGUCAAAUUUAAACCUAAACCAUUUAAGUUUUUCAAUAUCUUGAUUUAUAAUACUAAGUUUAAAGAUGUUGUUUCUGAAGCUUGGAAGGUGGAAGUCUCGGGACAUGCUAUGUAUUGUUUGGUUCAAAAGCUUAAGGCUGCUAAGAAACCACUUCGCAAGCUGCUACGUGACUAUGGUAAUAUUCAUGAAAAGGUUGUUGUUUUGCGUCAGGAGCUUGAUAAGGUGCAAUCAGCCUUAGAUAAAGAAGCUCCUAAUUCUCUUCUUAAAGAGGAACAUUCGGUUCAUUUAAGUGCCUUUACUGAUGCUUUACUUGAUGAAGAAAAGUUUCUUAAACAAAAGGCGAAGGUGGUUAAGUCUCGGGCUGCAAAGAAUAGAAUUGAUAAGAUUAUUGAUGCGCAAGAUCUUUUUGUUAAUCAACUAGCUGAGGAUAAAGCUUUAACAAUGGUAGGUGAUACUUCUGAUUUGGAGAUAAAGGAGGUCAUUUUUUCUAUGGGGGAAGAUAAGUCUCCCGGUCCGGAUGGUUUUUCGGCAACCUUUUUUAAAGGGGCUUGGGAUAUUGUGGGAACGGAUGUCAUCAAGGCAGUUCGUGAUUUCUUUGUUAGUGGUCGGCUUCUUAAGGAACUAAAUCAUACUGUUAUUUCUCUUAUUCCGAAAGUUGAAUCACCUUCUCACAUUAAUGAUUACCGACCCAUCUCUUUGUGUAAUAUUAUUUUUAAAUGUAUUACAAAGAUCUUGGCAAACAGGUUAAAGGGAUGUCUUGAUGAUUUGGUUAGCAUUAACCAAUCUGCUUUUGUUCCUGGCAGAAGGAUUACGGAUAAUAUCCUUGACUCAGGAACUGAUGCAUAA